Schistocerca serialis cubense is the source of this 1094-nucleotide messenger RNA. RefSeq lists its product as uncharacterized. Bases 165 to 863 code for a protein of 232 amino acids. The record is from RefSeq and is a predicted model, not a curated record. The transcript is spliced from 5 exons. Lineage: Eukaryota; Metazoa; Arthropoda; Insecta; Orthoptera; Acrididae.
UCUGCGCAAGUUUUGGUCGAUAGGCUACAAUUUGUCUGUGCAGGUGUAAUGGGCGUGUGGUCUGGGCUUUAAACAGUUUCAUGUACAUACAUGGCACGCGGCUACUACCUAUGCAACGCUGGUUUGAUCGAUAACGUUCGCGAAACACUUCUGUCAAAAGCGAUAUGCUUACGAGAAGAGAGAAAUUGUUAAUACGUCCAUGGCAGCAGAGAAGAUAUAACAAUCAUCGACGCAAAGUCCAGUCCGCGCUCCCUGCCAUAGAUUCAAGUCCUCCACCAACACGACAGCACGUGUGUUGCAAACUGAAGAAACUACAGUGGGAAGAAGAGCGCUGCGCGCGUAUCGAGGAGGAUAAUUUUAGGCUGCUACAGCGAAUGGGGCAUAUAAUGAGGACUAAUCGACUGGAUAAUCAUUGGACGAAAACACCGCCUAAUUUUCUUCAUCGUGUUGGUAUAUAUUACCAACCAACAAAGAAGGAAACUUUUGGGGAGUCGAUUCCGUCUUCUGCUCCAAAUGGAAGUCGCAAGAAUGUUCGCUGCCAAGCAUGUAGCACGGAAAAAAAUUAUGAAAGAAAGAUAACUCCAGAAACGCCAUUAGCAUGGGAAGUUCGGAACACAGAUUUUGCGAAGCCUCUAAAACCAGAGCGUGCCAGAUCUGAGACAAGAAAGAAACACAGAAGAAACCAAGAAAGAAAAAUUAAUAUUCUUGAAGAAAACUCCUCACAGCUAAUGGUGACAAGAGGACCAUUACAUCUCUCUGUAAAUUUUCCACCAAAUACCACAGUAAGAUUUCAUAACAGUCAACAAAACAAAAUUUUACAGAAAGAAUUCUGUGAAUGUAAAUCAAUAAAGAAAUCAACAUAGUCGUUUUUUCGUUCAGCAGUAUACAAGAUAAACUUCUCUACACACGAGAGCUGUAACCUUUCAGUAACUGUACUCUUCAAACACGAAUCUUGUUUCAGCCUGUUCAGUACUAACUUCAGUUCCAACCUAAAGUGUGUACGAUAUAACUAAUUUUGUGAAGUUUCUUAAUGUUCUUUUUUAAUUUCAUUAUAUGUAAUUACCAUGUGUGUUGAGAGAAUAAAAUUAAGAGGU